Zea mays is the source of this 873-nucleotide messenger RNA. Its product is annotated as protein FAR1-RELATED SEQUENCE 3-like. The record is from RefSeq and is a predicted model, not a curated record. Gene Ontology annotation, molecular function: zinc ion binding. The transcript has 6 exons. Bases 22 to 873 code for a protein of 283 amino acids. Gene Ontology annotation, biological process: regulation of DNA-templated transcription. Lineage: Eukaryota; Viridiplantae; Streptophyta; Magnoliopsida; Poales; Poaceae.
AAGGAAACAAAUACAUUGUAUAUGUUUGAGAUACGUGUAGCGAGGACAUACACAAGGGCUGUAAUGAAUAAGUUUCACGAGUCUUUGAAAUAUGCUACUGCAUACAAGAUAUCACAUGAUCCAGAUGGUGGUGUGAAUGAAUGGGUGGUUCAGCAUACUUCAAGGUCAAAUAAGAUUGUGUGGGGGCAACACCAAUUCAAAGUAAUGGCUGAUGUAGAUGCUGGAAAGUAUGAAUGUGAAUGCAAGCAUUGGGAGCAUACAGGUCUGCUUUGUGUGCAUCUUUUACGAACAUUUAUGCAUCUUCAAAUUGAUCGAAUACCUUCGGAAUACAUCCUUCAGAGAUACACCUACUCUGCUAUACAAGAUGUGACUUUUUCAAGGGAUGAUAAGAAUUUGAAGGGUAAAGACGGUGAGACUAAAUCAUAUAGGCAAAAGAUGUUGCUUAAAAAGUCAAUGAAAGUAGUACAUCAUGCAAGUCUUUCAAAGGCUGGAUAUGAUAGAGCCCUGGAGAUGAUGGAUGAACUGCUUUUGCUACUUUCACGGUUGGAGCCAGAUAUAGAAGGUGAUGAUAGUACUAGUGAUGGCGAAGGAAUACAGGGCGACAGGAAUGAUGUAAGAGACAUGAUGGGAGAUAAUCUAACGACAAGAAGGGCGCAGGCUGGUGUAAUUCAAUUGGUGCCUACUUUACAAGAAGGUGGUGUGUGCGAUACCCAAUGUGCUAUGCCACAACAAAUAUUGGAACAGCACGAUUAUGGACAAUUGACCACUAGCACACCACUGAUUGAUGUGUGUGCUACAGAUAUGACGAUUAAAAAGACAAAUCUGAUACCAGUAGUUAUUGACAAAAGAAUAAGGUUGUACAGAUUUGCGUAA